GCCGGGCAAUGCGCGGGGGCGCCGGGAGCGCCGCCGCUGCGCCGCGCGGCCGCAAGGUGUCGCCGUUGGCAGCGGAACGGGGGCGCGGCGGGCGCGGUGCCGGUGCCGGCGCGGAGCGGGGAGAGCGGGGCCACCCGCACGGGGCCCUGCCGGCAGCGCGGCGGCGUGAGAGCCCCACUGGCUGCGGGGACGCGAUAGCUACCGAGCGUGUACAGAGCCCCGCGUCCGAGCGGCUCCCUCGCCCGGCCGCUUCCCUUAGCCCUUGUUUGUUUAUUUUCAAUUGCCCCGGGGGGUUGCGCCCGAGGUCGCAGCGGCGGGAGGUGAAGAGGAACCGCUCCGGAGGCGACGUUCCUGGGGGCCGGCGUGGCGCGGGGAGGGGCGGCAUAGGGGGCAGGGACAGCCCCGCGGCAUCCGAACGCCCUCCCGGAGGAUAAAGAGCGAACGGGGCUUUUGGCGCCAAACGCGCGGCCCCGCCCUGCGCGCGUGGAGCGGGGGCGGGGCCGGCUCUCCCGCCAUCUCCCGCUGUUUCCCAGUGCUCCCUCCCAAGCGUGUCAGGGUUUUUUUUUUAAUUGUUGUUUUUUAUUGUUUUUCUUUAACUUGCCUUUUUUUUUUUAAUGCCUUUUUGGGGGGUUAAUAAUAUCCAGCUGCUUCAAAGGCAGGCAGUGACAGUCAUCUGUCUGCGAGCAGAGGGUGGAUGCGGAGGCCGGGGAGGCUGCGGGGGCCGGCGGGCGGGCGCGGAAAGUGCUACAGACACCAUCAGCUGCUUUUUUUUCCCCUCUCCCCUUUCCCCAUCCACUCCUCCCCCUCGCACACCCACCACCAUCACCACGGAGGUAAGAAGAGGAAGCUGCAGGUUCUGGGCUGCAGGACAAAACCCCAGUCAAAUAAAUCCAGUUCCCCAUCGCGUUUUGAGUUGCCGAAGUGGGAAGGAUGGGGCGGGAAGGCGAGCGCAGGGGCAGAGCGGAGCCUGAAUGGGGUUCUCAGUAAGCAGAAGAAAAUCCUGGAGGAUAUUUGUGUUUUGGUUUGGAGCUGUCGCAUUGAGAUCGCCAGUGUUUUGUAGGUGCCUCUUUACUGCUUUGCAUUUUAAACAGUUUAAUGUAUUUCCCGAGUAGAAAAAUGCACAGUCCUGGAGGCGCUUAGGGGGCGGGGCGGGAGCGCAGCUGAGCCGAGCCGGGCGCGUUUCUCGGCGUUUCAUCAUAAGGCUUUUCAUGGAUUUGUUUUUCUCCCCCUUUUUGGUCUCCGUCUCAGCGUCAGCUGUUGUGAACCCAGCAGAACGAUUUCCUUCGCGUUACCUUAACCGAGCUGAAGGGAGACGCUGACUCGAUUUUUUGGACUUUAAGCAUUUUUCUUUUUUUAAUUUUUUUUUAAAUGUCUGAUGCAACGGAGCUCUCUCUCGGCAGAGGAAUGGGGCUGUGGUUGACUGGCCGUGGGUAGUGAGUGGGGGUCCGGCCGCGGGAAGGGCAGCAGCGCGCACUCCUCGGAGUUUCAGGUCGUGGGAGAACCUCUCUUCUUCCCCUUGGUGGAAAUAUCGAUAAAACCUGUGUUUGAAACUAUUGCUUGACACAGGGAUCAGCAAAAAGACACCCGCAAUGCCAGGAAUGGUCAGUAAAAACCCAGACCUCGAGUUUGACUCUUUGCAGCCUUGUUUCUACCCGGACGAAGAUGACUUUUAUUUGUGCGGGCCGGACUCCGCUCCCCCGGGCGAGGACAUCUGGAAAAAGUUUGAGCUGCUGCCCACCCCUCCUCUGUCUCCCAGCCGGGCCGGGCUGCAGGAGCACCCUCCGGGAGGAGGCCCGGUGCCGUGGGGAGGAGCGGCUCUCUGGGGCUGCCGCCCCACCGACCCCGUGGACUGGGCAUCGGAGCUGCUGCUGCUGCCGCCCGAGGCCGACCUGUGGGGCGGCAUGGACGGAGGGGACUUCUUCGAGACGGGCCCCGGCGUGACGAACAAUCUCAACUCCAUCAUCAUCCAGGACUGCAUGUGGAGCGGCUUCUCGGCGCGCGAGAAGCUGGAGCGGGCGGUCAGCGAGAAGCUGCAGAGCAAGGCGCCCGCCGCGCCGCCGCCGCCCCCGGGGGCCGCGGGCAGCCCCGCCAGCGCCCGCGCCGAGCUGGGCGGCGCCGUGCCCGAGUGCGUGGACCCGGCCGUGGUCUUCCCCUUCCCCGUCAACAAGCGGGAGGCGCCGGCGGCGGGCGGAGGGGCUGCGCGGGGCGGCCGCCCGCCGCGCCCCGCCGGGGACAGCCGGGCGAGCAGCAGCAGCAGCUCCUCGGGGGACGACACGCUCAGCGACUCGGAUGAUGAAGAUGAGGAGGAAGAGGAUGAAGAAGAAGAAAUAGAUGUUGUUACAGUGGAGAAAAGACGCUCCUCUACCAACAAGUCUGUUACCACCCUCACUAUUACAGUGCGUCCUAAGAAUACCACUUUCUCAUCAGUCAGGACACAGCAGAAUGGACUCAUACUAAAGCGUUGUGCCCCAAUUCACCAGCAGCAUAAUUAUGCCGCUCCUUCUCCAUUCGUGGAGACUGAAGAGUCUCCACCACAGAAGAAGUUAAAAGUCGAGGUGCCCCGUCCAGUAAAACCCACGAUCCAACCAAAGCUUAAGAGUUCAAGUCCUCGAAACUCUGAUUCAGAGGACAGUGAACGUCGACGCAACCAUAAUAUCCUGGAGCGUCAACGACGUAAUGAUCUACGGUCAAGUUUCCUCACUUUAAGGGACCAUGUUCCAGAACUGGUUCAAAAUGAGAAAGCUGCAAAAGUUGUGAUCUUGAAAAAAGCCACUGAGUAUGUUCAUUCUCUUCAGGCAGAGGAGCAGAAGUUACUGCUAGAAAAGGAAAAAUUGCAAGCCAGACAAGAACAAUUACUAAAGAAAAUAGAUUACAAGCGGACUUGCUAAACUUUUUUGUUUUGUUUUGGUGUUUUUUUCUGGCUGAUCAGGACAGUCAUUGCCACUUUGCACAUUUUUGAUUCUUUAUAAAAAAAUUGUGUUUUUUGACGUUAAGAAUGUUGGUUUUAAUUUCAAUCCAGUCCCUGAAGUAAUCGACAGACUAUAUUAUCCGGGUACGGAGCAAAUGAUUUUUCUUGCAAGGAGUUUAUUGCAAGACUACCAAACAACAAUGGACUGCCUUUGUUUUUUCUCCUUAAGAACUGUAGAUGGUGGGGAUUUUUUUUUUUUAAGUGUUGUGAGCAUUUGGAGCUGCUGAUGACAUCUAGUUGAGUUUUAAAAUGUUCAUUCCUAAGUUUUAUGGUGCUUAUGUUCUAACAGAUGUUACUUUAGGGGUUGGCAUUUUGUGCCCCUGUGGGAAUUUCUGUAAAUACCAUCUACACACUUGCCUUUUGUACAUGUCUUGGGUUAUGAGAGGUGGCUUUUGCUGCCAGUAUUAGACUGGAAGUUCAUACCUAAGUACUGUAAUACCUCAAUGUUUGAGGAGCAUGUUUUUGUAUACAAAUAUAUUGUUAAUCUCUGUUAUGUACUGUACUAAUUCUUACAUUGCCUGUAUACUUUAGUAUGAUGCUGAUACAUAACUAAAUUUGAUACUUAUAUUUUCGUAUGAAAAUGAGUUGUGAAAGUUUUGAGUAGAUAUUACUUUAUCACUUUUUUGAACUAAGAAACUUUUGUAAAGAAAUUUACUAUAUAUGCCUUUUCCUAGCCUGUUUCUUCCAGUUAAUGUAUUUGUUAAUGUUUGGUGCAUAGAACUGGGUAACUGCAAAGUUCUGUGUUUAAUUUCUUCCAAUGAUGUACAUUUAGUGCUGCGUCUUAUAGCACUUUGAAAUACCUCAUGUUUAUGAAAUAAAUAGCAAUUACAUGA
Messenger RNA from Zonotrichia leucophrys gambelii, 3801 nucleotides. It is a transcript of the gene MYCN, whose product is annotated as MYCN proto-oncogene, bHLH transcription factor. The record is from RefSeq and is a predicted model, not a curated record. Gene Ontology annotation, biological process: regulation of transcription by RNA polymerase II. Bases 1590 to 2888 code for a protein of 432 amino acids. NCBI's taxonomy places the organism in Eukaryota, Metazoa, Chordata, Aves, Passeriformes, Passerellidae. Gene Ontology annotation, molecular function: RNA polymerase II cis-regulatory region sequence-specific DNA binding; protein dimerization activity; DNA-binding transcription factor activity, RNA polymerase II-specific. The transcript has 3 exons.